Messenger RNA from Ilex paraguariensis (yerba mate), 651 nucleotides. The record is from the annotation of a GenBank genome assembly. Lineage: Eukaryota; Viridiplantae; Streptophyta; Magnoliopsida; Aquifoliales; Aquifoliaceae.
AUGACAGGACUUGGAUCAUCAUGUGGAGCAUGCAAGUUUCUGAGGAGAAAGUGCACAAGUGAAUGUGUGUUUGCACCUUACUUCUCCUACGACCUGGCGGCCAACCACUUCGCGGCUGUGCACAAGGUGUUUGGUGCCAGCAAUGUUUCAAAGCUGUUGUCGAACCUCCCACUGCACCACCGGAGUGAAGCUGCCAUCACAAUAUCGUACGAAGGAUUGGCUCGGAUGAGGGAUCCCGUAUAUGGUUGCGUAGCUCAUAUCUUUGCACUCCAACAACAGGUGGCCAGCCUACAGGAGGAGAUAGAAAUUCUUGGGAACCAAAUGGUUAAUCUCAAAUUUGAUGUGCUUCCCAGUGGAAGUUCUCAAGUGACUAAUAAUCUUUAUAAUUGUCUACAAUUCCGUUCUCCAGAGAAUGCUUUAGACAUGGACGAGUAUCUAAAUCAAGAGAUUCCACAGCUUUCAUCUACAGACAAUGAAUCAGCAAAUCAAGCUUUUUAUAGCCAAAUGAACCUUCAGCUUCCUCCUGUAAAUGGACUGGACGACCCAACUUCUCGUUCUUUCCUUGAUACAGAUACUGAAGGACCAUCGGAAGGAUUGGACCAAGAAAUUUUUCUGCUUUAUCCAUGGAUGGGCAGUGGCUGCGACUACUAG